ACAAAACAUGUACGAUUAAAGAUUAAAAUAAAUACGGUGUUGAAAUUUGUAAUUUUAUUUGUAUUGUUCACAUGUACAUUUCCAGUUCACACUUGUGGUUGCAGUAUUUAGGAAACCAUGCCUUCCAAGGCGAAUAUUAUUCAGAAAAAUCAUGACAACGGUGGCAGUCCUAAAUCAAACAAGAACGUAAAAACCACACCAAGCAAGGCAAAGUUAAGGUCAUCUAAUGGGAAACAGCUGUCCAUUACCAGUAUGCUGGCCGUGAAGAGAGGCCGGAGUCCAUCAGGAGAUGCUAAACUUACUCCUAAAAAGCUGAAAACAGACUUGGAUGAAUCACUUGAUGGUAAUGAAAAUGAUGUGGAGUGUGUAGCUGAUAUCAAAGAUGUUAAAACUGAUGCUGAAUCCAACCCAAUCAAAGAUGAAGACAUCAGUUUAGACGAUGAAAAUCAUAGUCAAAAUAAUGGUCAAGAGCCAAAUGAUCUAACUUCAUCUGAUGAUAAAAUUGACAUGAAUAUUACACCUAAAGACAACAUCAAUAUUACACUUAAAGAUACUCCUGAUGCUCAAGAAAGUUUACCCAAUGGCAAAAAUGGUGUUAUUAAAACUGAUAAUGAUGAAAAUCAAAAUGAUGACAAGACAGAUGGUCAAGAUGAAAAGAGCGGUCUCCAAUCUAAUCAGAAAAGCAGUCUUCCUGAACCUGAUAUGGAGAGAUGUAACACCUGCAGACAGUUUAUAAAUAAUUCUGACAUUAUAUAUUUCCAAGGACACCCACAGGAUGCUGUGGAAGAAUUUAUAGCUUUGACUAAUGAGAAACUUGUUUUGGCUGCUGGUGACGAAGGUGACAUCAUGGAGCGGCCCCAAACAAACAUAACCGGCUUCUCAAUCUUCGACCGAGAGGGCCAUCUCGUGCCUAUAGAUGGAGGCCUAGUUGAGAGCGACGCGCGCAUAUACAUGUCCGGCUAUUUGAAGUCUAUAUGCUCUGAGUCACCGGAGAUAGACGAAGAAUCGGUACCAGUUAAGGAUGUUGGCCCUAUUAUUGAAUGGUUUAUUCAUGGUUUUGAUGGCGGUAGCAAGAACUGCAUCACUCUAUCUACCGAAUUUGGAGAGUACAACCUCAUGAACCCUAGUCCCGAGUACACGCCCUUAAUGAACAACCUAUACGAGAAAAUAUGGAUCAGUAAAGUCGUCGUAGAAUACUUGGAAGAGUUCCAUUACCUCCAGCCGAAUUACGAAGAUCUUCUGGAGGUUAUAAGAGAAGCGACUAUUCCGGAGUUAGGCGAUAAACAAAUGACUGAAGAGAUGUUGCAUAAACAUGCUCAAUUUGUGUGUGAUCAAGUUGUUAGUUUAGAGGCUGAUGAAGAUGAAGCCCCACUGAUCACACUUCCUUGCAUGCGCGAGCUUAUCAAGCUCAUGGGUAUUAAAUUCGGCAAACGGAAAAUACGCGCCAAAAUCGAUUAUAAAAAGAUAGACAAAGCAUGGACAAAAGCGACGACCACGCCAUUGGUCAGAAAAACUUUCGAAAGCUUCUUUACCGAUCAACUCGAUAAAACUAACCAUGAGUUAGUGUUAAGAAGGAAAAAAUGCGGAGUGUGUGAAGCGUGCCAACUGCCGGAUUGUGGGGAGUGUAACGCGUGUCGCGCUAUGGUCAAAUUCGGCGGGCAGGGACGCUCGAAACAGGCUUGUGUGCGUCGAAGGUGCCCUAACAUGGCCGUACAACAGGCCGAUGACUCGGACAAUGAGGAUGAUGAGCCUGACAGACUUGACGACCGGGUCGAAGACGUCGUGCCUGUCAAACUCACCGGCUCGGGCACCAGAAAAAUCAAAUGGAUCAGCAAACCUGUCAAAGCUGAUGCCACCAAAGUUUAUUACGAUAAAGUUGAGAUUGACGGAUCAGAAUUGUCUAACGGCGAUUAUGUUAUGGUAGAAACUGCUCAGGCGAAAAUCCCAGCUUUGGUUGCUAGAAUUGUCUAUAUGUGGAUGGAGAUUAGUAAUCCUAAAUCAGGCUUCUUCCAUGCAGAAGUAUUUAUAAGAGCGACAGACACUGUUUUAGGGGAAGUAGGUAAUCCAAGAGAAGUUUUUCUAGGAGACAGAUGUUGCCAUGGAGCUCCAUUAUCAUCUAUUUUAAGGAAAGCCAAUGUCGAAAAGCGAGAGAUACCUAAAGACUGGUUCGGGUUGGGAGGGAAAGAGGUGCAAGACGACGGAUUUGAAGAUGAUGGCAAAACUUACUUCUACAGGAAGUACUACGAGCGAUUUACGGCGCGCUUCGAGGAUUUACCGGCAGAUCCAGCGUGCCCUAACGCGUUACGCGAACAUCGCUUCUGUCCCUCCUGCGAGCGUAAGACUAAGCGAGACGGCAAGAACAUUCCGAAACUCUUUGAGAAGUUAGCAGUGAAGUCUGAAUUCGUGAAAGAGUCGAAUAGAUCGGAAUGGAGCUACGUCUCGUGGCAGGACCACAUAUACAAGAAGGGCAGCGGUGUAUUCCUCAAACCGGACACUUUUAAACUAAAGACUAAAGAGCUAAAUCCCGAUAGGGUGAAGUUAGAAAAAGUGGACGAGUCUAUCUACACAGAAUACUAUCGUAAGAGCGAUAACAACUUACGGGGUUCAAACGUCGAUACGGGGGAACCGUUCUGCGUAGGGCACAUAGCGGCGGUGGUCGCCCGUGGGGAUCAACGGCUGGUCGCGCCUCAGGACAUCCUGCUCAAAGUUCGUCUGCUCCUGCGACCGGAAAAUAUUCUCCCCGAAGCCCGACACGGCGAUUUAAAUCUCGUAUACUGGACCGACGACAUCCGGGAAGUUCCUUUUAGCGCGGUCGCGGGCCCGUGUCAGCUGAUUUACGAAGACAACAUACCGGGAGACCAUCAAGAGUGGCUAUCGAAAGACCCGAACAGAUUCUACUUUAGGCAAGCGUAUGAUAAGGGUUCCGGAAAGUUCUCGGACGUGCCGGAGUACGCGGCGAGUAUCGGGCGCUCGGAGCGGAGGGACAAAGGCAAGGGGAGGGGGAAAGGGAAGGGGGGCGAGCGGAGGCGGGUGGGGGGCGGAGGAGGGGCGCGGGCGCGGGCGCUGCGCACGCUGGACGUGUUCGCGGGCUGCGGCGGCCUGUCGGCGGGGCUGCACGCCGCGGGCGUGGCUUCGUGUCGCUGGGCUGUCGAACACGUUGAGGCGGCAGCGCACGCCUACGCUCUCAAUAACCCAGGGUGUUCCGUGUUCCGCGAGGACUGCAACGCGCUGCUGGCGGCUGCUCUGGCCGGCGCCACGCACACCGCCGCGGGACUACGGUUGCCCACUGCAGGCCGCCUGGCUAAUUUGUAAGUGGAGUUGAUGUGCGGCGGGCCGCCGUGCCAGGGCUUCUCCGGCAUGAACCGCUUCAACUCGCGCGAGUACUCCAACUUCAAGAACUCCCUCGUCGCCACCUACCUCUCCUUCUGCGACUACUACCGCCCCAAAUACUUCAUCUUAGAAAACGUCCGCAAUUUCGUCGCAUUCAAAAAAGGAAUGGUCUUAAAACUGACCCUGAGGACUUUACUAGACAUGGGCUAUCAGUGUACAUUUGGUGUUUUACAAGCGGGGAACUACGGGGUGCCACAAACUCGGAGGCGACUUAUUAUCAUGGCGGCCGCGCCGGGAUUCAAGCUUCCUUUAUACCCGGAGCCGACUCACGUGUUCAGCAGGCGCGCUUGCUCGCUAACUAUUAAUAUAGACGGCAAGCGCUUCGUCUCAAACAUCCAAUGGGACGAUUCCGCCCCGAGACGGACUUGCACUAUCCGUGACGCUAUGAGCGACUUACCAGAUAUAAGCAACGGGGCCAGUAAAAUCGAGAUAGAGUACGGAUCCAUGCCUGAGAGCCACUUUCAGAGGAUGAUAAGGAGUAAGGAUGAGAACGCGAAGCUUCGAGACCAUAUUUGUAAGAACAUGGCGCCGCUGAUCGUGGCUCGGAUCAGCAGGAUUCCGACGACGCCUGGUUCCGACUGGAGGGACCUGCCGAAUAUAUCGGUUACGCUUUCUGAUGGGACGAAAUGCAAGGUGUUGCAAUAUCGUCACAUAGACAAAAGUUCCAAGAAUGGCGAACGGCGCGGCGUGUGUGCCUGCGCCAGCGGCGGCCCGUGCGACCCGGCCGACCGGCAGGAGAGCACACUCAUCCCGUGGUGUCUGCCGCACACUGCCAACAGGCACAACAACUGGGCUGGACUCUAUGGUCGUCUAUCCUGGGACGGUUACUUCAGCACAACAGUGACGGACCCCGAGCCAAUGGGCAAGCAAGGUCGCGUGCUGCACCCGCAACAACCGCGAGUCGUCUCCGUGCGAGAGUGCGCGCGCUCGCAGGGCUUCCCGGACACUUAUGUGUUCGCGGGCUCCGUGCUCGACAAGCACCGCCAGGUUGGCAAUGCAGUACCCCCUCCUUUAGGAGAAGCGUUAGGAAGAGAAAUCAAGAAAGCAUUCCAGCUCAGUACAACGAAAUCGUGACGUGCCUUAUUGUUAUAUUAGAUUAUGAGAUGGCGAUAGUGAAAUUAAGUUUAAAUAUACAUCAACACCAUUGUUAUACGUGUAAGGAUUUAUUUUUGUAAUAAAAUGACUUGUAAAUUCUA
Messenger RNA from Leguminivora glycinivorella, 4586 nucleotides. It is a transcript of the gene Dnmt1, whose product is annotated as DNA (cytosine-5)-methyltransferase PliMCI-like. NCBI's taxonomy places the organism in Eukaryota, Metazoa, Arthropoda, Insecta, Lepidoptera, Tortricidae. Gene Ontology annotation, molecular function: DNA binding; DNA (cytosine-5-)-methyltransferase activity; zinc ion binding. The record is from RefSeq and is a predicted model, not a curated record. Gene Ontology annotation, cellular component: nucleus.